GGUGCUUGACGAGCCUCCUCUUUGUCCGGGUUCGGCCAUUUGGGCAGUCUCUGCCUCUGCCUUAUUAAUCAGCUUUCACUGAAAAGGAAUGCUGCGAGCUGCUCUCUGUCUAUCUGCAUGGAUGCUGUUCCUCCGGAGUCAAUGCGCCAACAUGGAAGAAGGCUGUGUGAGCUAUUGGAAGAUCAGCAAGAGCUCCUGGAGCAUGAUGGAUACUCAGACAGAGCAGUUAAUUCUGCUGCGUGCAUUUGCUGGUUUGGCAGUGCUUGCAGAAGGCUGAAGAGGCUCUCCGACUACGGGUUCAAGAGGAAGAAGAAAGCCGAGGCCAUCAGGCUUCUGAUCAAGAGAGCUUGGAGAUGGCAUGCUGCGGCCAUUGACAGGGUGACGAAGGGCAACAGCCACGGUGUAAAAUUCCACAGGCUCUCUUCUUCAGCUGUCGCCGACGAUGCUGAGAUGAACAAGGAGGAGAGGAGCCCCGUGUCGGUCCUUGCUCUGCAUUCUCAUGAAGUCGAGGAAGAAUCGACAUCACCUUCGAGUUCUGAGUCAACAGAAGAGACGAAGAAUUCCAGGAUGCUAGAGUUCGAAGAAAACCUCCCUGGUUGUGACGAAAACAUCACCAUCUCCGAGUUGAUAGAUCGUGAUCUCUCCGAAUCGAAGAAAGAAUGGACCCAAUUCGAGCACGAGCGAAGGGAGGUCGGAACUGCGAUUGAGCACAUCAUCUUCGAAGACAUCAGACGAGAAACUGCACUGCAUCUUCUUCUGCAUCGUAGUAGCUGCACGAUGCAAAUUCCUGUCGAUUCCAGUCAUUAUUUUUAAUUGCUUUCUUAGAUUACUCCGAAUCACUGUGCAAGAUGCGCAAACUUCCUCAAGCUCAGUACAAACUCCAAACAUGUAACAGGGCCAUA
Messenger RNA from Zingiber officinale, 902 nucleotides. RefSeq lists its product as uncharacterized. Lineage: Eukaryota; Viridiplantae; Streptophyta; Magnoliopsida; Zingiberales; Zingiberaceae. The record is from RefSeq and is a predicted model, not a curated record. The transcript is spliced from 2 exons. The coding region runs from base 118 to 813 and encodes 231 amino acids.